Thermothelomyces thermophilus ATCC 42464 is the source of this 1649-nucleotide messenger RNA. RefSeq lists its product as uncharacterized. Lineage: Eukaryota; Fungi; Ascomycota; Sordariomycetes; Sordariales; Chaetomiaceae. The coding region runs from base 284 to 1348 and encodes 354 amino acids. The record is from RefSeq and is a predicted model, not a curated record. The transcript has a single exon.
CGAGAAUGGUAUCAAAAGUCAUGGGAUGAGAGUUCGACGACUAUAAAGAGGGGGACACGCAGCGUUGCUCAUCCCCCUCUUACACCAACAAUCAUCAUACAGAGAUUGCGCACUGCUGAGCCCUUUGCUCAUUCUCUUGAUUUCUUUUCUUUCCGUAGCAGGCUGGGCCUGAUUUAUUCAUUCUUCUCCGAAUCUCCCUGCUUCGGAUUUUGUCUUCUCUCUCCUGGUCAGGGACCAAACCCAUCUUGUUUCCUUUUCGAUUUUUUUUUUCGACGUCUCCGCCAUGCUCGCCCAGCUCGUACCACCGCUGGCGGCUCUCGCAACCCUGGCCAGCGCGCACGGGGUGAUCCUGGCCGCGCAGGGAGAGGCCGGGUCGCCGCCGUCGGUGGGGUUCCAGGUCAACGAUGCGAUCGCGCGCAACUGCACCACCAUCAACCCGUGCCAGAUGGACACGACCAUCAUCCGCGACGCCGAGAUCGCGGCCGGUACGGUCAACAGCUGCGGCCGCACUAAGCUCACGGGCAACAUCGACGUGGGCGAGGCGACCGAGAACGCACUCGCGGCUAAGGCCGUGACCCAGGUCAAGGCGGGCACUCAGCUGCAGAUCACGAUACACCAGGUCAACGCCGACGGUGCGGGCCCCUACUUUUGCGACCUGGACGAGAGCAGCAACACGGGCGUCUUCACCCACAACCUGACCGUGACCAACAACGUGCCCGGCUCCAACGGGCUGUCGCAGGUCCAGGCCAAGGACUUCAACAUCACCGUCGCCCUGCCCGACAAUCUCAACUGCUUCGGCGCCUCGACCGGCAAUGUCUGCACCGUCCGCUGCCGUAACAACGCCCAGGCGGGACCUUUCGGCGGCUGCUUCGCCGUCCAGCAGACCGACAACACCCCGCUCCCGGCCGCCAAUCAGCCCUCCGAUAUCAAGACCGAGGACACCCUGGACAAGAUCAACUUUGAGGUGGCCAGCAACCAGGCGGCCCUGCCGGCCGCUGUCGAGGCGAACCGCAUCGCCGGGGGCACCGAGGCGGAGCAGAACCGCGCCGCCGUCGAGGCCAUCCUCAAGCUGUCCACCACGCUGGCCAACUUCCCGACGCUGACGCCCACCGUGAUCGACGCGGGCACGGCUACCCCGACCCCGACCCCGACCGGUGGUGCCGCUGGCGGCAAUAACAAUGGCACUGGCAAUGGCACCGGGACUGGGACUGGAAAUGGCACCGGGCGCAGCAGAGGGAGGACUGGGAGGAACCGUGGAGGCAACGCUGCCAACGACAACAGCAACAGGAGCAGCAGCAGCAGCAGCAGCGAGAGUGAAAACGGUGAUGAGGCCGAAACCGGAAACUAAGUGACUGGAGAGCAUGCUUUUUACCGCCCGUAUCCCUCAGCAUCGAGCAUGACCGUAACGGCCACCUGAACGACCUGUAUAUAGCAUCUGAGCCUCUUUUGUCUCUCCGUUUAUCCCUCGCAGCAGCGCAUGUUACCUAGCCCAGACCAUGGGUACAAGACGUCAAAAAAAAAGAAAAGAAAAGAAGUGGAAGACUCUUGUUCUUAGUAUACCGAUGACGUGAUAUUCUGCAGUACGACAUGAAAGCUACGAAGCAGGAGGUACGUAGAUAGGUGCCUGUAUAGAUUGGAUUCCGUUCCCU